AGGCUCAUGACUUAACCUUCCUUUAUAUAACCUUACCUUUAAUUAUUUUCUCAUCUAUGUAAAAUGUUUUCCCAAAAGAAAAGUUUUUCCAUACAGCUGUGUUUGGCCGGAUGAAACGGGCGUUGAUAAAUAUUGAUAAAUAUUGAGAAAGCUCGUCUGAUAUCAAUAUGUAUAUGUCCAAUUUCAAGAAACUCAGGAGAUUUUUCAGUUAAAACAAAUUUGUAGUAUUUACUCUCUAUUCCUUUUAAAGAGAGAUAUUAAAAAAAAAAAGAAAACAAAUCUCUGAGACGGAAAUCUAUUAAUAAAGAAAAAAGAAAAAGAGAAUAAUAAAGUUCUGACAGUUUGCCGAUUCAAAGCAUAAAUGUCAACAAAAACGACGGCGAAUAUGGAAGAUCUACAAAAAUUGGAAGAAGAAGCGAUAGCUAGGGGUACGAAGUAUGUCACCAAUCUUUUGCAGCGGCCAGGUCAACUGCGGUUCCCACUCCUCAACACUCGGUCUAGAUAUACUAUCAGGAAAAAGGCAUCCGUCGAGACUAUGUUAAAGACCGCGAUGCAAAGUCAAUUGGACGGAGUCAGGGUCGGCUUUGAGCAGCUACAAAGUUCUCUAGAAAGUAUCACCGUUGUCAAAGAGGAUCUGGAUCAUGUUAACCAGCUAUUCAGUUCUGUUCUGAAGCUUAGUUCGAGGCUACAAGCGGUGCAGGAAGAGAACAUGCGUCAUUCUCAAUAUGUCAUCGCGAAGGAGAACUUGAAGCAUAUAUUCACCGUUCCCGAGAGUGUCGAGAAGACGAAGCAAUGGAUAAACGAGGGCAAAUUGCUACACGCGCAUCAAAGCCUGAUGGAUCUUGAAACUUCCAGAGAUGAAUUAUUAUACGAGCUUCAUAAAUUGCCAAAUCAAUCGCCAGCGGAUACAAUUAUGCUGAAAGCUUAUUUCGAAGAUGUGGAAAUGCUUUCACAACUUAUGGAAAAACAGAUCAGACUGGUAUUGAGUCGUACUUUAAAUACAGUCAGAAAGGAACCUACUGUCAUAGUAACACCUCUGAGAAUUAUAGAAAGGGAAGAGAAAGCGGAUCAGUUUGCUAUUCAAAGACACAAGCAAAGUGGUUUUAUGGCACCAGGUAGACCAAAGAGAUGGAAGGAUAUGGCGAUGAAGAUAUUAGAAAAAUCAGUGGCCAAUAGAAUUGAAGGAACUCAGGUAGAUGAGAGAGCGGAUAACAAAAUGUGGCUAGUAAGAUAUUUAGAACUUACGAGACUUUUGAUUCUUGAGGAUUUGAGAGUAGUAAAGACUCUAUGUAAGCCUUGUUUCCCACCUUCAUACGACAUAGUGAGGACUUUUGUUAAUAUGUAUCAUACCAGUCUAUCCCAACAUUUAAAGGAUAUAAUUACCAAUGGAUUAGAAGGUAACGAAUAUGUUUCUCUGUUAGCAUGGAUUAUGAAUAUUUAUACAGGACCAGAACUGAUGCAGCAUCCCGAAUUAAAUAUCGACACAUCAGAUAUUGGUCCACUACUUAGUCCCGAGAUGAUAAAUGAUCUUCAGGAGAAGUAUUUGCGAAACAUGUGUCAAAAUUAUGAAGAUUGGAUGAGAAAAACGUUGGAAACAGAAAAACUCGAUUGGAGAAGCGGUGUCCUACCUGACAGCAGUACUCAAGAACUAUAUUAUCACACUGCAGCACCAGUUAUUAUAUUUCAAAUGAUUGAUCAAAAUCUUCAAGUUGCAAAGACCAUCAGUCCUGAUUUAACGGCGCAAGCAUUGGUUCUCUGUAUAGAACAAGUAACUAAAUAUGGUAACAUGUAUAGACAAGCAAUACUAGAAUUUAAAACAAAACAUUUUGAAGACAGGAGUCAGGUUCCUUACUUCACUCAUCAUAUGAUUACAAUAGUCAAUAACUGUAUGCAGUUCAACAAGUUGGCGCAGCAGAUGAAGCAACUUUAUUGGAUGCCCAAUAUUACCGGGGACGCCACUGUAAAAUUUGAAAAUCUUUUAGCGAAUUAUCAGCAUUUGAGGAACGAGGCCGCAGCCAUAUUGUUGCAAGAAUCCUUUUUGGAUCUGGAGCUGCAUUUUCAAGAUUUGAUUACACCCAGAUGGUUGUCGUCGUCUAUCCCGGUGGAGACUAUCUGUGUUACUUUGGAGGAUUAUUUUCAGGAUUAUAACCAUCUGAGUCCCGAAAAUUUCGAGUAUGUUAUCACAGAAGCGCAGAAUCUAAUCGCUAAGCGUUACAUAUCCGCGAUGUUACAGAGGAAGAUAUCGUUGAAAACGUACGACGAAUGUUUGACGUGCACAUCGAAGAUAAUGACGGAGGCGGACAAAUUGAAAAACUUCUUCGACAGAAUCGCGCCGAAAAUUGGUAAUUUUAAUUCGCCGUUCGAGAUAAUAAAACGUCUCGCCGAGGUAUUGAGAUGCGAGGACGCGGAGAUUCUCUCGCUCGAUCUGCAUUCGUUAAUCGAGAAGUAUCCCGACAUGACCGAGGACCAUCUGAUUAGACUGCUCGGUCUUCGGGGCGACAUAUCGCGAGCAGAAGCCCGAAGCAAGGUCUCUUAUAUCAUGGAAGCUCAACGAAAUCGAAAGCCCGUGCAAUCCAUUACAAACAGUAUAUUCAAGCAGAUAGUAAUACAGGACAGCUUUCUUGGUUGGAAGCCUUGAAAUUGGAAAAA
Molecule: messenger RNA, 2649 nt
Organism: Formica exsecta
Lineage: Eukaryota; Metazoa; Arthropoda; Insecta; Hymenoptera; Formicidae
Gene: Sec6
Product: exocyst complex component 3
Exons: 2
Coding region: 362-2638 (758 amino acids)
Biological process (GO): exocytosis; exocyst localization
Cellular component (GO): exocyst
Molecular function (GO): SNARE binding
Source: RefSeq, a predicted model, not a curated record